AUGACGCAGAAGCUAAUUCUACACUAUAUGACGCAAGCAGAAACAACGAACAAGACUAAACCAACGUUUAAUCAAGGAAAGUACCAACAAUUUUACAAUGGCGCACCUGUUGGAAUAUGUUACGGCCGCGUUGCCAACAACCUCCCACCACCAUCCACCGUCGUAUCCAUCCUCAAAUCCAAUGCCAUCUCCAACGUUCGUAUAUUCGACAUUGACUGCAACACAUUACAGUCCUUUGCAGGUACAGGAAUUAGCCUCACAAUCGGCAUACCAAACGAUAUCCUCCCAGCCCUAGCCUCCGGAACCCCCACCACCUCCAUUGAAUGGCUCCAAUCUCAUAUAUUCUUUCACAUUCCCGCCAAUCAAAUCCGCUACAUCGCUGUUGGAAACGAAAUCUUCCUCAAAGAUCCCGUCUACAUUCUUCACCUACUUCCCGCCAUAAAAAAUCUCUACCAAGCUCUGUUAAUUCUGAACUUGGCAAACACAAUCAAAUUAUCAUCACCACAAGCAGCGUCCGUCAUCGUUAGUUCUUAUCCUCCAUCCUCUGCGACGUUUGAUCCUUCAAUUAAACCUACUCUGAUUCCUCUACUACAGUUUCUACGAGAAAGUAGAUCAAAUUUCAUGAUUAAUUUGUAUCCUUACAUCAGCUAUUUAAAAGAGUCAGCGUUCAUAGCAGCUGAUUAUGCCUUGUUUGGCAGCAGAACUGCCGUCCAAGACGGUGCGUUGAUGUACAAUAAUCUAUUCGAUGCGAGUGUCGAUGCGUUUGUGUAUGCGCUGGAGAAAGAGGGGUUUCCAGAAAUCCCGGUUGUAGUAACCGAAACAGGGUGGCCGACGGCUGGUGGUGCGGCGGCGAGUGUGGGUAAUGCAUUGGCGUAUAAUGAGAAUGUGGUGAGACGCGCGGCGGGGAACUUCGGGACUCCGAAGAGGCCGGCGGUCGGAGUGGAGGUUUACUUGUUUGAUAUUUUUGACGAGAACGGGAAGGUUGGGGAGGAAUACGAGAAGCAUUUUGGAAUAUUUGGGCUUGAUGGGCUCAAAAUUUAUGACCUGAAUUUCAAGUAAUGGGCCUUCAUUGUGAUAUUAGUUAUUGGGCUUCA
Tripterygium wilfordii is the source of this 1094-nucleotide messenger RNA. RefSeq names its product glucan endo-1,3-beta-glucosidase-like. The transcript has 3 exons. Gene Ontology annotation, cellular component: plasma membrane. The record is from RefSeq and is a predicted model, not a curated record. The coding region runs from base 1 to 1059 and encodes 352 amino acids. NCBI's taxonomy places the organism in Eukaryota, Viridiplantae, Streptophyta, Magnoliopsida, Celastrales, Celastraceae. Gene Ontology annotation, molecular function: hydrolase activity, hydrolyzing O-glycosyl compounds. Gene Ontology annotation, biological process: carbohydrate metabolic process.